AGACGACAGCAAUAUCCUGAGUUAAUACGCUUCACAGCCUUAUCAUUUGCAUAUGCAAACUACUCACUUCCUUUCCUGCCUGAUACAGGGGCUGAAAUCAUCAGUGAGCCUCGUGCAGCUUCUGCUUUCUACCGCAGCCACAGGACUGUCAUCUUCAGCAUGUUUCCUCUGGGGAUGCUUGUGCUGACUCUCCUCAGCGAAGUCCAAGCGGGGAGAAUCAUUGGGGGUCAUGAAGCCGUGCCACACAGCAGGCCCUACAUGGUUCUGUUGGGGAUGUACAAGUUCGAUGGUGAAAAAUCAUGGUGCGGUGGAUUUCUCCUGAGUGAAGAUUUUGUGAUGACCGCAGCUCACUGCCAAGCCAAGUCCUACAAGGUCUUCUUAGGACUUCACAAUUGGCACAAAUUGAAUGAUGAGGUGCAGCAAAUACCUGUGGAACAAGAAUUUCCACAUAAAGACUACAAUCCAGAUGGAUACGUGCAUGAUGUAAUGCUUUUAAAGUUGGGCACCAAGGCAAAGAUCAACGACCACGUGAGGACUAUUGCUCUGGCCAACGGAGACGAUGGCUCUCUGCCCAAAUCUUGCAUCGUCUCCGGCUGGGGGCGGAUGGAAUGGGCAAACCAAAUGAUGUCUCCCAAACUCUUGGAAAUCAAUGUAACUUUGAUCGACGACGAGAACUGUGCAAAGGAAAACUCCUACUGCUCCACUGGAAUGACCGGGCCGGGUCAGGGGGACUCGGGAGGCCCGUUGGUAUGUGAAGGUGUGAAGGCCUACGGAGUGGUGUCCUCCAUGUUCGAGCCGCGAUCAGACGGCAUGCCGCUUUAUAAGUUUGCCAAGAUCUCUGACUACAAAGACUGGAUCAUCUCAACCAUGAAAGCGGCUUUUAUGUAGAUUUGUAUGAAGGAACGUUUUACACUUUGUAUAACAUUAGACAAUGUUCAGAGUCAGCUUGUGUCAGCUGCCAGGCUUAUUCUAUGCUUUUUGCAGUGACAAAAAUAUACAAAUGUCAUCAUAUGAAAGUUGAUUCCUUUGAAUGUUUUGAUGUUUUUCUCCUAACUUUGUGUGACAUAUAAGUUCUUAACCAGUUAACCACUAGCUUCAUAUUUUAUACACGCCACUGCUGAAUGCUUGGCUUGAACAAGCCACUGGUUGCACACCAUUUACGUAUCUUAUAUCUUAUCUCAAUGCCUACCAAGAUUACUUUAUUCCUUGUCAUACUGAUUCACAAUCCAUUGCCAAUUUUCUUUUUUAAAUAAACUUGUGCAUUCCCUAAA
This is a messenger RNA of Menidia menidia (Atlantic silverside), 1271 nucleotides long. Lineage: Eukaryota; Metazoa; Chordata; Actinopteri; Atheriniformes; Atherinopsidae. The record is from the annotation of a GenBank genome assembly.